UUUAGCGCGAACCUUGGUCUGUUCGUCUGGUUUGUGAGAUCAAAGGCUGUCCACUGCGAUCUGCAGUGAAUUUUGCAGAUUUUGAGGCUAGUCUGGACGCGGAGCCAUUUGUUUGUAACAGGUGAUGGAGAACUACGUCAGGCUUGAAAAACUUGGAGAAGGAACUUAUGGGGUGGUGUACAAGGCCAAAAACAAGCUGACAAAUGAAAUUGUGGCCUUGAAGAAAAUAAGGUCGGAAGGUGACGACGAAGGUCUGCCGGCCACCGCCAUCAGGGAAAUUUCUUUGUUAAAAGAACUUGUGCAUCCCUAUAUUGUGACAUUGCAUGAUGUUCUCAUGGAGGAAUCGUUGCUUCACCUGGUUUUUGAACACAUGAGCAUGGAUUUGCGAAAAUACGUUGACACGAAAGAAAUGACCUCUGCCAAAAUCAAAUCUUUUCUGUACCAGAUGCUUGUUGCUAUGCUCUUCUGUCACAAGAGGAGAGUAUUGCACAGAGAUCUGAAGCCCCAGAACCUGCUGGUCAGCCACGAUGGACGGAUCGUCAAGAUUGCCGACUUUGGGCUGGGACGAGCUUUUGGAGUUCCACUCAGGGCAUACACUCACGAGGUUGUUACUCUGUGGUACAGGGCUCCAGAAAUUUUGCUUGGCAGCCAGAGAUACUCCUGCCCGGUGGACAUUUGGUCUAUAGCAUGUAUUUUUGCCGAGAUGGUGAACAAACGUCCACUCUUCCAAGGUGACUCAGAGAUUGACCAAAUUUUCCGCAUCUUUAGGAUUCUACAAACUCCGACGGAAGAAAUUUGGCCAGGUGUCAGUGAGCUGCCUGAUUAUAAGGAUUCUUUCCCUCAGUGGCACCAGAACAACCUGAAAUCUGCUGUCCCGACCCUUGAUCACAAUGGAUUGGAUAUUAUGCAGAAAAUGCUCAUUUACCACCCUGCUGAGAGGAUGUCUGCUAAAGAGGCUGUCAAGCACCCCUAUUUUGAUGGACUAGACAAAAAUUCUCUGCCUGCCAUUGCUGACUGAAAGAGUUAUACCCUUGCUCAUCCUGUCUUUACUCUAUUCCAAUGUUCUUGUGUUCUCUUCAUUGCCCUUUAAACAAUUAUAAUUAAUGCUUACAGAUUAACUCUAUCUCAUUGAUACUUGUAACCAUAUCUAAAAAUUAAUCAUCCCUGAAGAAAUUACCAUACUCAAAGUAUUUACGAAGAAAAUAAAAGCUAGCUAAUUAUUAUUUAAUGAAA
Messenger RNA from Neocloeon triangulifer, 1233 nucleotides. RefSeq names its product cyclin-dependent kinase 1-like. Gene Ontology annotation, cellular component: nucleus. Gene Ontology annotation, biological process: mitotic G2 DNA damage checkpoint signaling; protein phosphorylation; G2/M transition of mitotic cell cycle. NCBI's taxonomy places the organism in Eukaryota, Metazoa, Arthropoda, Insecta, Ephemeroptera, Baetidae. Bases 125 to 1018 code for a protein of 297 amino acids. The record is from RefSeq and is a predicted model, not a curated record. The transcript is spliced from 7 exons. Gene Ontology annotation, molecular function: cyclin-dependent protein serine/threonine kinase activity; RNA polymerase II CTD heptapeptide repeat kinase activity; ATP binding.